CAAUAAUCUGCCUCGACCCGUUUCCCGUAUUGCCCAGCCUCUCCUUCCUUCCUUCCCAUUCAAGCGCCUCAAGGUUAUAACUCUUCCCUGGCUCACCAGAUUCUAGGGUUUUGGUCAUCCUUCUCUCCGUCCCGCGCCCUAAAGUUUCAGCGAACUUUGUGAUGAAGAAGAAGAAGCAACAGAAUGAUGUUGUGGAACCUGAACGCGAGAUCGAUUUGAAGUCCCUAAUUCACCAGCAUUCUCAAUUCUUCGACAAGUUGGUCGAGCUGAUCCCGGCCAAGUUCUACCUGUCUAAGGACGAGGACAAGCCAUGGUUUCAAGGACUCAGCAAGGCUAAGAGGGACGCAGCCAAGAAGCAAGCGAGGGAAAACAUCAAGAAGGCCAGGAGAGAUCGGUUGGACCCCGACAAGGCUAAUGUGACCACCCUCGAUUUGCUGAAGCAAAACUUGGAGAAGGAGAAACAGAAGGAAGAAAAAGAAGAAGAAGAAGUGGAGAUCAACCCUGUGAUAUCUGGUGUGAAAGAUGAUGCUAGGUCAGCAACAUACGAGGAUCUCCGGGAACGUUACAAGAGGAAGCUGGAAGAGCUCAGAGGCGAGCGGAAGGCUGAUGGCACUUCAAGAAGACAGCAGAAGAGGGAGGAAAGGCAGGAAUUUAGGAGCAAGCGCAAGCGGGAGCACGGCUCUGGAGGGAAGAAGGCUGUAGCAACCAAGGCCGAGAUAGCUAAAAAUGUCGAGAAGGAGGCCGAGGAAGCUACGAAGGAGCUGCGAUUCAGUCACGUGAAGAUCGGGGACGAAGACGAUCACGGGAUGAUGAAGAAGAAGAGGAAGCUCUCGAAGCGGCAGGAGCUCGAGAAGGCGAAAGAGCUGCAGGAGGCCAAGGCGGACCCGGAGAAAGGCGCCAAGGAGUCCUGGAGAGCAGCGACAAGUAAAGCAGCCGGGGUGAAGGUCCACGACGACCCGAAGCUGCUGAAGCAGAGCAUAAAGAAGGAGAAGAAGAGGCAGCAGAAGAAUGCGGAGAAGUGGAAGGAGAGGGUGGAGAGCCAGCACAAGGUGAAGGCUGGGAAGCAGGAGAAGCGGUCGCAGAACAUAGCCGGGAGGAUUCAGGAGAAGAAGGCGAGGAAGAUCGCCAAGCGCGAGAAGAAGCUGAUGCGGCCCGGGUUUGAAGGUCGCAAGGAAGGUUACAUCAACGAAGCCACUUCAACAUAG
Messenger RNA from Linum tenue, 1205 nucleotides. The record is from the annotation of a GenBank genome assembly. NCBI's taxonomy places the organism in Eukaryota, Viridiplantae, Streptophyta, Magnoliopsida, Malpighiales, Linaceae.